This is a messenger RNA of Pseudozyma hubeiensis SY62, 5052 nucleotides long. RefSeq lists its product as hypothetical. The transcript has a single exon. The record is from RefSeq and is a predicted model, not a curated record. Lineage: Eukaryota; Fungi; Basidiomycota; Ustilaginomycetes; Ustilaginales; Ustilaginaceae. Gene Ontology annotation, molecular function: guanyl-nucleotide exchange factor activity. Bases 1 to 5052 code for a protein of 1683 amino acids.
AUGUCGAACCAACGCUCUUACGACCAAUAUGGCCGUAGCGCCUACGACACACCUUCGCAGCAGCAAGCACAUUCGUACGAUUUUGCGCAUGGAGCAGCUGGAGACCUUUCCGACCCGUAUCACACGGAUGCCCGCACGCAGUACGGCGCAUAUGAUCCUCGCUCUCCAUACAGCUCCACCGGUCCGUCUUCGCAGUACGAGCCCCAGGAUAGCCCUUCAAACUAUGCGUACGCACAUCAGGGAGAGCACAUGGCGUCUGCGCCAUCUCCUCGCUCAGCAGCACGACGCACACAAGCAGCAGUGGACCAAAUGAGCCGCAUGCAGCUUCGAGAUGGCACCGGCCAAAGCGUGGGCGACUCAAGCUACGACCACUACCAGCAACAGCAACAACGCCCGCACCACGCAUCGACGCAGUCCAGCUACGAAAGCAACGUUGAUCGACCACUGAAGUACUCUCAGAACGGCGCAUACCCGUACGCUCAGCAGUCAUACACCGCAGGCUCGACUGCGAGGCAGAACGAAGCCGCCCGCUACAAUCGGAACGACGCAAACGAUCUCUCCUCAAGACCGCCGGAUCCGCCGUCGUCAGCAGGAACACAUCCAGCCCCUUCCUAUCGUGCCGUGAGCGAACCCAACGACCGACCAGUAUCGUCUUCAGCUAGCGGCAUCAUCAGCUUGUAUACGGAUGACGCGGGCACUCCGCUGGUCGACCAGAUGUCGAGCUUCCAUACUUUCUCCUCCGACGCGUCCGGCUCCACAGACUAUACCUCCGCCAGCAUUGCUCCUGAUCGAGUCCGCUCGGCCCAUCAGCCAUCACAACGCAAAGGCCGUCCUCUUCCCGUCACCCCGGCUGUCAAGCGGACAGAAUACGCUCCCGAGCCAUAUCAAGCCGCCUCGUCAGGGUCUAGAAACACGACCAACGCACCGGCUUCGCCCACUUAUUCGACCCAGGGGAAUGGAGUCGACUCGUAUGUACAGCAAGGGUACGUCAACUCGAACUCCCCGCAACCCAGUGCUUGGUCGCCCCCAGUCACUCCCUCUGCCGGUCAACAUAAUCAAGCUCGUGCAGUCUCGUCCGCGACGUAUUCUGCGCCAUCUUGGAGUCCAGCUUCGACGACGCAAGGCACUCCCAACAGCUCUUACAGCCAUCGUCCGCUGCCCUCCACCGCUGCAUCCUUAGAUACGUCCUUCUCGCCACCUCCGAAGGAUGUUGCCACUGCCUCGCCGCUGUCGGCCUUCCGUUCUCCGUCAUACACGCAACAAAGCACUCGAUCGGCAUGGUCGCAAGCCCACAAUCGAGGCGAAUCGGAUCAACGAAGCUUCCAAAACACGUACGCGAACCAAACGCACACGGUCGAUUCUGCCUAUGACCCGGACUCGCGCGAAGUCCCUAGUCCAAAUAGAGCCGCCUUCCGUCAGCGCACACAAAGCGAGGCUUCCGAGUUGUCGCUCAAGCCAAGCAGAUCUCAUCGUCAGCCGCUGCCGCCCAUCCCUAACUCCGCGAUCCCUUCGCGCCAGAACGACUCGUUAGGGAAAGGCUAUCCGACCAAUUCGCCGGCGGCGCAGUAUGGACACCAUUCAACUCCGGAUCAGGAGCCAGCGCGAAUCCCCUCACAACGGUUCGCCUCACAACCUUCCAUUCAGCGUCAGACCAGUUACGGCCAAACUUCCCAGCCCAUGUCGCGGCCACCUGCGCAGCCAAGAAGCGCGAGCUACAAGACAGACGAUAAAGCUCCAAAACACGGCCACGAGCGAUUCGAUUCGCUUGCGUGGGAGCCUGUCAAUAGCCCACGCUCCGCCGCCAUGCGAGCCCUUCAGCCCAGUGCGCCCUCGAGCUCCGGGCGCCCUCGCCGAGCGCUGGAAUGGUCUCUCCUCUCCACGGUGGCCCUCCUCCUGCGUGCCAAUGUGCCGCGCGGGGUUCAAAUCAAGGGAAGCAUCGACUAUCCCAACAGUUUCACCGGCAAGGAUGUCGUCUCGACGCUGCAGGACUUGCUCGGCUCAGACGAGGUAGGGUCGCGGCAUGCUCUCGUGGUCACAGGCGACCGGUCCAAUCUACGUCAUGUGGCCCUCUCUCUGGCCAAGUCGCUCAAAAGCCAGCUCUUCUUCCACGAGGUUGACUGGGGCGAGAACGAGCUGACGGACGACGUCGACAUGGUCUAUACUUUCCUCGAAGACAGUCUCGCGGACGUCGGUUCUGCUUCAGAGGAUCCCGACGACUGGGCGGCUGGUCUCAAUCACAACUCCGCCUUCGACUCGAAUCUGCAGCUGUCCGUCGGAGGAGGCGCGACCGGGCGCGAUCCGCGUCGCAAACCAGCGCGCGUCACGGAUCUCGACGAUCUGCCCAACGGCGUCUUCACACCGCUCACACAGUGUUACAGUCCGCUCUGCGUUCCUGGCAGAUCAUCCUCGUGCUACAGUCCGUCCUGUCCAAAUUCGGGCUCCAGUCCGUUGCGCCUGACGGUUACGGACAUGGAGAGCAGAGCUGCCGCGAUCGGAGGUGUCCUCGAUCGCGGUCUCUCCGCGGACCAGACGCAAAAGAAGGCUUGGGCAGAGAUCGUCCCGCCCGAAUUGCUCAAGAGUGUCCCGCCUGCCGAAGUCGCACGGCAGAAUGCAAUCCUAGAAACGAUCCAGAAGGAGGAGGAAUUCCUAGCAGACCUCGAGUUGCUCGACUCCCUCUUUGUACAAGGGCUGCAGAGGCCAAGCGAUGCCGGCGAUCCUCCACCGCUGCCCAUCGGCCCGGAACGCGACGACUUCAUCCGCGAGGUGUUUGGCAAUCAUCGCGAGCUGGCGGUUCACAUUCGCGCCUUAGUGGAGCGUCUGCACAUCCGUCAGAGGGAGGAAAACCCCAUCGUCCAGACCAUCGGUGACUUGUUCUUAAGUGCUUCGCUCGACUGGGGAGAUGCCUACACCGCUUAUCUCGUCAACUACCCUCUCGCCAUCAGCAGAGUCAAGCGCGAAAUGACGAUCAACCCACGCUUCAAAGCGUUUGUAGAGGCGUGCCGACGCCACCCAGCAGCACACAAACAUCCGCUCGAAAAUUUCCUCUUCCGACCACCCGCACGCUUGCAGAGGUACCAUCUGCAUCUCGAAUCCAUCCUCAAAAAGACCGAGGAAGGCAAUCACGAUCGCGAUAGCCUGCAGAAUGCCAUCGAUAUUAUCAACGAUCAGUGCAAAACGUCUCAAGCGGGCGUCGAGGCGGCCGAACUCAAGGUCAAGAUCCGCGAGUACGCCUACAACCUGUCGUCCAAGAGGAACAAGCACGCCAUCGAUAUGGACCUCUUGAAUCCGGAACGUCAGCUCAUCCACCAAGGCAGGGUGCUGCGAAAGCCAGAUGCCUUCGAUUUCGACUGGACCGAGCUUAUGGCAAUCCUCUUUGACAACUAUUUCAUCGUCACCAAGCAGAAGCGCAUCGCCGAAGGUCCUGACGAUGACGGCUCUAAUGUCGCUUCUUCGUCGCCAUCAGCGGGCGCUCGCUUUGUGCUCGCAAAGAGGCCGAUUCCCGUCGAGAUGCUCGAAGUGAGCGGCCUUACCGACUCGUCCAUCUCGCGAUCCAUCGGACUAAGCAAUUUCCACAUCAGCCGCGAACGAGAGGCCCGCGACUUUUGGCCUCUGACCAUCUCGCAUCUGGGCGGCAAGAUCGAGCCGAUCACGCUGUACGCGCCUUCGAAAGCCGCGAGAGAUCAGUGGAAGGCCAAGUUGGACGAAGCGAUCGGUCUGCGCACGGCGGUCCAGGAUUCCCAUAAAGUGUUCGACCAGCACGUCUUGAGCGACGACAUCUUCGCCAUACCGCCCUCGAUGAGCUUGGAACCGGACAAACCCGUGCCAGGAGUCGACGCGAGCGUCUUUCACGGACGCGUCUCAUGCGCCGUGCCCUUUGUCACUGCAGACGGGCGGCGGCUGGUGGCUGUUGGAUGCGCCGAUGGAGUCUGGAUCGGCCUGCGAAGCGAUCCGAAGUCGCUACGCAAGGUGUUGCACCUGAAGCACGUUACGCAAUGCGCCGUGCUCGAAUCGUUCGGCAUAUUUGUGGUUCUCGCCGACAAGGUGCUCAUCUCCUACAGCCUCGAGGCGCUCGUGCCUACGACAGCCAGCAGCGCUUCGAUGCUCCGCCCGCCACAGAAGCUGAGCGGCAAUCGAGACGUGCUCUUCUUCAACGUCGGCGUGCUCAAGGACCGCACGCUGCUCAUCUACAUGAAGAAGAAGGCCAACGAGAGCGUGUUCCGAGCCCUCGAACCGGUGCUCAAUGCGCCUCGCGGCAGCGAGGGCAAAUCCGGCUCGAGCUUCUUUGGCAAGUUUGGCAAAGACUCAAAGAAUUCCGACUGGUUCCGAAUCUACAAGACCUUCUUCAUCCCUUCGGAAGCCUAUUCGAUCCAGUUCCUCAAGUCGAAGCUCUGCAUCAUUUGCGCCAAAGGUUUCGAGAUCAUGAAUCUCGACAGCCUGCUGCCAGGCACCAUCCCGGACUUUGUACACGCCAAUCGCGAAGAUGUCCGCGUGCAGCAGCUGCAGAAGCGUGUCGAGACGGCGAAACCGCUGGGGAUGAACAAGACGGCGGACGGUGACUUUCUGCUCUGCUAUGAUGCAUUUGCCUGUUACGUGGACCGUCUCGGCGAGCCGACCCGCUUGGAACAGAUCAUCGAGUGGGAAGGUUUCCCCAAGCAGGUCGCCUUCUCUGGCAACUAUGUGCUCGCAUUCGAUUCGCGCUUCGUCGAGGUGCGAGAUGCGCUCACGGGACGUCUGGUGCAGAUCAUGCGGGGUGUCGACCUCAACUACGUCUCUGGCAACAGCACGGUCACCUCGUCUCACUCGGAGAGUGCGCAGGUAGCGGCGCUCGAUGCAGAGGCGAACCCAGUCAUCCUCACUCGGCGAGAGCGCGUGGCGGGACGCAUCCCCUUCGACUUUCAGAAAGUGGCCGAAUUGAGCCCCACGGAGCCGGCUCUAGAAAAAUCGUACGCUCCGGCCUUUCAACGAACUACGACGGUGUUGUCUAACGGCAGCAGCCUGAGCGGCCGUCCUUCGGGUAGGCCAUCCGUGGCGAGCACCAGCAACUGGAUUUGA